AUCAAAUAUAUACAAUCCAAAGUAAAAAACGCAGAAAUUAUUGAAUGCAGAAUCUCUAAAUGUUUAUAAAGCAAAAUGAAGGGCCUGGACAGAUGCCGCGUUUGUUCCUGCACCACUGAGUGCAAGAAGGAGGCAUACAACUUGCUUGAACUGCCCGAAGUGGCCGCAAUGUUCACCGCCUGCACAGAUUUGUUGGUGGAUCCGCGGGAGGAGGACUUCUUGCCCAGCGAGCUGUGCUCUUGCUGCUACGAGGAGCUGCAGAAGUGCCAUACGUUCCGAGAACUCUGCAUAAAGGCGGACACCAGUUGGCGCUUGCUGAAAGGGUUAUCUGAGAAGGAGUUCGAUGAUGUGGAUGACAUGCCGCUCUGCACAUUGGAGUGCACGAAAAGCCCCGGCCCCCCCAUUGAAGCCACUGAGUUGGUGCUGGUCGAUGGAAGAUUCCGAGAGGAAAAGCCGUGCCAAAGAUUAAAGAAGGAAAAUAAGGAGAAGGUGAAGACAAAGGCGGGAAAACGUACGAAGGCAAAGGCAAAGGAGGUUCCCCCAACGAAAGAGCAGGGUGUGGGCUGCAAGUGCGAGACCUGCUCGAAAGAGUUUGUCGAUGAGAGUCGCCUGCAGGCGCACAUGCGAGAGCACGAUGGUCACCUGCUCUUUCCCUGCACGGAGCCUGGCUGUGACAAGAGCUUCAGUCGAUUGCAGGACCUUAAUGUACACCUGAGGGAGCACGAUGGCACGGGCACGUGGUACACCUGCGACCAGGAGGGCUGCAGCAAGAGCUACCGCCACAAGGGCACCCUGGUGAUGCACAAACGCCAGAGCCAUAGCAUAGGACCGAAACUGAAAUUGCACGUGUGUGAGUUCUGCGGCAGAGUCUUGAAGAGUCUGGCCGCCCUCAACCACCAUCGGUUCACGCACAAGGACAAGCUGGUGAAGCCGUAUGCCUGCGAGGAGCCAGGCUGCUCUGUACGCUUCCUUAGCGAGGAGAAGCUGAAGGUGCACAUGAUGCGGCACAGGGGCAUCAAGAACUUCACGUGUCCCCACUGUGGCGCCAAGAAGACGACAAAGAACGAGCUGAAGCUGCACAUCAACUAUCACACGCUGGAGCGCACCUGGCCCUGCCCGCACUGCCCCAAGGUGUGCAACAGCUCCACCAGCAGAAAGAUGCACAUACGCACGAAUCAUGAGAAGACCAAGAGCUAUGCCUGCAGCAUCUGUGACAAGAGAUUCACCAAGCCGGACACGCGCAAGUACCACGAGUUGACGCACACCGGCGAGCGGAACUUCGGGUGUGCAGUGUGUGGCAAGCGUUUCGUUCAGCCUACGGCACUGCGCACCCAUCGAAAAAUCCAUGAGCGGGAUCAGGCUAAGACGCCUCCUGGUGUUUGAUUUAAAAAAGUCGCCAAAUAAAUCACGUUGCAAUCACGUUUUGCAACACGGUAGGAGUA
This is a messenger RNA of Drosophila subobscura, 1442 nucleotides long. Its product is annotated as gastrula zinc finger protein XlCGF57.1-like. The record is from RefSeq and is a predicted model, not a curated record. The transcript has 3 exons. Lineage: Eukaryota; Metazoa; Arthropoda; Insecta; Diptera; Drosophilidae. Gene Ontology annotation, cellular component: nucleus. Bases 76 to 1383 code for a protein of 435 amino acids. Gene Ontology annotation, biological process: regulation of immune system process; regulation of cytokine production; negative regulation of transcription by RNA polymerase II. Gene Ontology annotation, molecular function: zinc ion binding.